AUGUUAUCAGCAUUGCCAUCAAAUAAUGACAAAAAUAAUUCAAAUAUCAUUGAUUUAUUAUAUCAUUUAUGUAAAGAGAAUGAAAUAGAAAAAGUUCAAAAUAUUUUACCUUUUAUUGGUAAUAUAAAUAUCAUCAAUGAAAUUCAAAGUUCAACUGGUUCGACAUGUUUGCAUGUAGCAUGUUAUUAUGGACAUCGAGAUAUGGUUAAAAUUUUAUUGGAAUACGGUGCUGUACAUUCCAUAAGAAAUUUACGACACAAUUUAACACCUUAUGAAGAAGCUACUACUGAUGAUAUAAAACAAUUAUU
Messenger RNA from Rotaria sordida, 308 nucleotides. NCBI's taxonomy places the organism in Eukaryota, Metazoa, Rotifera, Eurotatoria, Philodinida, Philodinidae. The record is from the annotation of a GenBank genome assembly.